GGAAUUGUACACAGUGAAGUGACACUUCUUCUCUCUUUCUCUACCUAAACACAACCUCAACAACCAACACCAUGUGUGGCAGCUACUAUGGAGGAUGUGGCUAUGGAGGCUGCGGCUAUGGAGGCUGCGGCUAUGGAGGCUGCGGCUAUGGAGGUCUGGGCUGUGGCUAUGGCUCCAGCUAUGGCUGUGGCUUCCGCAGACUGGGCUGUGGCUAUGGCUGUGGCUCUGGCUGUGGCUAUGGAUAUCGCUCCCACUCUCUCUGUGGCUGUGGGUAUGGAUGUGGCUCUGGCUAUGGCUCUGGCUUUGGCUGGUACUAAUUGAGGUCACACUGGGAGACUCUCACCCUCCACACCUGGACAUGGAAUUUGCCAGUUUUGAGCUCCACAUGCUCUGAGCCUUUGCCUUGGGUGAUGAUAUCCUGCAUGAUCAAAGUAGUUCUGUCUGCUGUCACCUACAACCAAACCUACAGAUUCCCUGAAUUUGCUGCAGGAAGUGGGAGAUGGUGAAAUUCAUCUGUGACCCCCACAGUUCUACUUUCAUCAGGAUGAUGGUGUCAAGAGCAACUGCCUGGAUGAUAUUCAUGCUGGAGCUUGUUUUUGUGUUGACCUAAUAAAUUUGUCCAAUCCAAAUAGCAA
Molecule: messenger RNA, 635 nt
Organism: Nyctereutes procyonoides (raccoon dog)
Lineage: Eukaryota; Metazoa; Chordata; Mammalia; Carnivora; Canidae
Product: keratin-associated protein 6-1-like
Exons: 1
Coding region: 72-317 (81 amino acids)
Biological process (GO): keratinization
Source: RefSeq, a predicted model, not a curated record